Molecule: messenger RNA, 2518 nt
Organism: Stylophora pistillata
Lineage: Eukaryota; Metazoa; Cnidaria; Anthozoa; Scleractinia; Pocilloporidae
Molecular function (GO): hydrolase activity; zinc ion binding
Source: RefSeq, a predicted model, not a curated record
UAAAUUGUAAUUUAACGAUUUCUAUCGUCGCCGGACAACUGUAUAUAUGCGUCGGCAAAAUGUUUCACAGUCGUUAUUUUAAAAAUAGUACUCUGAUUCUGUAUAAAGAACGACGAAGAAAGUCCUUGAAAAUCCUCUAUUUCCUGAUUUAGUUUUGCGAGUGUCAAUGCCGCGGCUUGAUUAAAAUCUCGCGGCAUAAAUCAGCCGAGCCGACACCGAUAGUUUUAACUUGUAUUGAUGUUCGUUCCAAUGGAAGGCGUCUCCCAAUCCUUAAAAAAAAUUAAUCAGCCUGGAAAAAUUUCCUCAAUUUUCCAAAGUUAACCGUCAUGUUUUUUCUUGUAAACACGUGGUGCUGAGUCAACUGCAAAAGAGUCAUCCGAGUUGUCAGAACCAUUCAUCGCCGUCACGUGUUUUAUCUUGUAAACACGAAGUAGCUUCCCCCUUCCCCACUGGGUCAACCUAGCACAGGAAAAGGAGGUUCUGCCUAUCAAGUGCCUGCAAUAAACCAAAACCAAAGAAAAGCUAUGCGAUUCUUCUUCAAAAUGGCGGCGGCUGUUCCGCUAGUUUUAACCGUCGGAAAAAAAACGUAUACAUGGUUUGGUUACACUUCGGAACCCCAAAAAAAGCGGCCGACGUGGGUCGAGUUUUACCGGGAUAUGGCAUUCUGUGUCUCCAUGAGGUCGAAAGACCCAAACCUGCAAGUGGGAUGCGUUAUUGUACAUCCAGAAUCCCUGAAGAUCUUAAGCACCGGGUACAAUGGAUUUCCUCCCGGAACCGAAAACACUAGCAAGAACUGGGAAAAAAGAACAAAAGAUGAUCUUGUUGUCCACGCCGAAACCAAUGCUGUGCUCCUCACAGGCCAAACUGAUCUUGAAGGUUCAAUUGCGUUUGUAACAAUGUAUCCGUGUAAAGAGUGCGCGAAAAUGCUGAUAGCGAAGGGUAUCCGCAAAGUAUACUAUCUAUCAUUUAAAGACAAAUACGAAGAGUCAAGCGCCCUCUUUGAAGCAGCCAAUGUUUGGGUCACGCCGCUGAGGCGAGGUGAGGAUGCAACACUGAAAGACUUUGAGGACGGCCUGAUCCAGAGGGUUAGAUUCAUAUUGGAACGGGUGAACCUAACGGGUGAACCGACAGGUGUCUAUAAAGCCUUGAGGGAAAAUACUGAAGAACUAAGGAGCGAGGAUCUACUAAGUCCAUGGCCGAGAGAGUUAAAGGACAAGAUCUUACUGGACAAAUGGACGCACUAUUUUCUGUUCUUGGCCCUCAUUGCUAGCACAAGAGCUUUGAAAAACCAUCAAGGAGCAAUCUUGAUAGAUUCUAAAACCUUAAAGAUAUCAGCAAUAUCGUACAACGGAUAUCCGAGAGGUGUCAACAAUGACGAGGACGAUGAUUCGAUGCAAAUGUCUGCAUUAGAAAACGCCAUUUGUCUUCGUUUAAGCGAAGGACGCGAUUUUAUCGCGUUUUCAACUCACUUCCCAAGUCUUCAUGAAGUGAAAAAUCUUGCUCAGGCCCGAGUAAAGAGGCUAUACUUUAUAUGGCCUAAGACUCCUGACGGAGAAAAUAUCAACGAAAAGGCGCUGCAGAUCAUGAAAGAUGCUGGAAUGGAAGUUGUCCCAAUGGAUGUUCCUGAUUUGGAAAAACUUGAAAAGGCCAUAAGAGAUACCACUGGGGGCCUAAAGAGGGCCGAAGAAGGAAACAAGGUUCCCUUCAGUGCUUGGCCAAGUAACCUGACCGAUUACGACUUACAACCAAAGAAACCAAACAGGCUCUAAGUCAGAUGUCCUACACCAUGUUAUAGUUGUCAAGAGCAUAUUUGGCGUAAAAUUUCCAUUAAGCUCUCUAAAACAAAUUCUUGUAUCACUUUUGGUAGAAUCCAACCUUCAUUCAAAAUGAGGAAAUAUAAAUAUUUAAAAUAGUUGAAGCAUAUAAAGGGUAGGAGGUCUUAAAGUUAAGCUCCACUCGUCGGUAGGAGUAACAAGGUCAUUGGGGUUUUAUCAACUGGGUUGACAAUGUAAAUUGGCCAUCGGAAAGAUUUUGAAAGUGCUUCUGACUCGAAAUUUUUUCCUCUUGUUUCUUGUAGUUAGAUAUCUAUAGGAAACGUUCCGAAGCUUUAAAAGUGCUGGGAAAAAUGUAAAAAGCAUUUUCUUUUUUUUUGCUUUCAAAAUACGCGCAACUUGUCUUCAAAUUUGUCUCUGAGACUGGGACUUAGUUUAUCGCCGUCGAAGUUAUUCGUGACGUCACAUUGUGUACCUUUGCCGCGAAGGUCUGUUGUCUCUAAAAGGAUUCUGCAGUACUUCGUAGUAGAUAGAUAGUGCAUUGAAAGGCAAAGAUAUUCAGUGAUUCUUAUGAUUCCUUUGAGACCGACUCUUCUGAAAGUUCCAUUGAGUUUGAAUAAUCUGGGUACAAAAUGUGACGUCAUGUGCGAUUUAGGCCGCGCGAUGACCGGGGCAAAUUUGAAGGCAAAUUGCGGGUAUUUUAAAAGAAAAAAAAUUCUUUUUAGAGUUUUACAGCACUUUUAAGG